AUGGUCGUUUAUAAUUUUAAGAAGAUUACACCAGUUCCUAACGGAAGAGAAUUUAUGGACAUUGUUCUUUCGAAAACACAAAGAAAAACACCAACCGAAAUUCACCCUCAAUAUGCUAUCAAUCGUAUUAGAAGAUUCUACAUGAGAAAAGUUAAAUUUUGUCAACAAGCCAUCCACGAUAAAAUUACUCUCAUCCUUGAUGAAUUCCCACGAUUGGGAGAUAUUCACCCAUUCUAUGAGGAUUUGAUGAACGUUCUCUAUGAUAAGGAUCACUACAAGCUUGCUUUGGGUCAAUUAAGUACCUGCAGAAAUCUUGUUGAUGCUAUUGGUAGAGAUUAUGUUCGUUUACUUAAAUAUGGUGACUCUUUAUAUCGUUGCAAACAAUUGAAGAGAGCUGCUUUGGGUAGAAUGAUUACAGUAUUGACUAAACAAAAUUCAUCACUUAUCUAUCUUGAACAAGUCAGACAACACUUGGCUCGUUUACCUUCUAUUGAUCCAUCAUCACGUACUUUGAUUCUAGUUGGUUAUCCAAACGUUGGUAAAUCUAGUUUUAUGAAUAAUAUGACACGUGCUCAAGUUGAUGUUCAACCUUAUCCUUUCACAACCAAAUCCUUGUUUGUUGGUCAUAUGGAAUAUCGUUAUUUGAAAUGGCAAUUGAUUGAUACACCAGGUAUUUUGGACCAUCCACUUGAACAACGUAACACAAUUGAAAUGCAAAGUAUAACAGCUAUGGCUCACUUGCGUUCUACUAUUUUAUAUUUGUUAGAUAUGAGUGAAACUUGUGGAUACAACAUUCAACAACAAUGUGACCUUUUCAAGAAUGUCAAACCACUUUUUGCUGGUAAACCAGUUUUGUUGGUUUUAACAAAGGUUGACUUGGUUAAAUAUGACGAAUUGAGCGAUUUACACAAGAAGAUGUUGCAAGAAGUUGCUGAUAUGUGUAGUGAUAUGCUUGCUAUCAGUAACAUUGACCAAUCUGGUUUGAAUGAAGUUAAAACUAAAGCUUGUGAUUUGUUGCUCCAAAACAGAGUUGAAGCUAAGAUGAGUCAUGGUAAGAAGUCAGUUGAAAAUAUUUUGAACAGAGUUCACUUGGCUCUUCCAAAGAAGAGAGAUGACAUUACAAGAGUGCCACAAAUCCCAGAAAGCGUCAUUUUGAAGAGAAAUAUCGAAAAUGAAAUGGAAGACGAAAGAAUCACUGAAAAACAUCUUGAAAAUGAAGGAGGUGGUUCUGGUGUUUACAUGCCAGAUUAUAAGAAGCAUUAUCUUUUAAAGAACGAAGAAUGGAAAUAUGAUAUUAUUCCAGAAUUUAUUAACGGAAAGAAUAUUGCUGACUUUGUGGAUCCAGAAAUUGAAAAGAGAUUGGAAGAACUCGAAGCUGAAGAAGAAGAAAGACUCAGAGAAGAAGGUGGAUUCGAAGGAGGUGUUAACUAUGCCGACGAAGAAUACUUUGUUGACUCUGAUGAAGAAGAUGACUACCAAAAGAUUGUUGAUAAGAAGGCAAUUAUCAUUCAAACUAACAAGUAUAAUAAGAAUACUAACCAUCCUAAGUUGACAAGAAAGGAUAAACCAAUUGAUUUGAAGUCAAUUGUUGGUGAACUUAAGAACAGAGGUGUUCCAGAAGAAGCUUUGGAUAAGGCUAGAUCCAACUCAGUUGCUAGAACUACUUCAUCAGAAGUGCUUCUGAAAAGCGUGCUGCUGCUGAAUAUGAUUCUGUUGAUAUUGAUGACACUGCUCUCGUUUGCUGGUAUCAAAGAUCCAAAGAAGCAAGCUGCUGCUGUUGAUUUGCGUAAUAAGAAGGUUAAGACAAUACAAGCUGAAGGUAAACGUGCUGAAACAGAUCACGUUGUUUACAAUAUGAUGCCAAAGCACUUGUUCAGUGGUAAGACAACGAUUGGUAAGAAGGACAGAAGAUAAACUUUUUGUAAUUAAAAAAUAUUUUAAAAUU
Messenger RNA from Naegleria gruberi, 1945 nucleotides. RefSeq lists its product as uncharacterized. Gene Ontology annotation, biological process: ribosomal large subunit biogenesis. NCBI's taxonomy places the organism in Eukaryota, Heterolobosea, Eutetramitea, Acrasida, Naegleriidae. The transcript has 3 exons. The record is from RefSeq and is a predicted model, not a curated record. Gene Ontology annotation, cellular component: nucleolus. The coding region runs from base 1 to 1914 and encodes 637 amino acids. Gene Ontology annotation, molecular function: RNA binding; GTPase activity; GTP binding.